GCUGCGAAGAGUCGCGGUUGUGAAGAUUUCGUUUUCGUACGUGUGUGGGCUGCGAAGUGAGUCGCGGUUGUGAAGAUUUCGUUUUCGUACGUGUGUGGGCUGCGAAGAGUCGCGGUUGUGAAGAUUUCGUUUUCGUACGUGUGUGGGCUGCGAAGUGACUCGCGGUUGUGAAGAUUUAGUUUUCAUACGUGUAUGGGCCGUGAGCAGUUUACGGUUGCGUCACAUGGGCUUUGGAGUGCGCGUUGACAUGCGUGUGAACCGUGACAUGUGCCAUACAUGUCCUCGUGCGCUGGGCAUACAGGGUGGUGGAAAGUUAGACGGAAUAUCAACAGCAUUUUUGUUACGAACGUGAGACUCGAGUGUUGAGUAAAGAAGGUUUACCCACUCGGUCGGGGCGUGUUAUAUAGAUUCUAAUAAACGCUGUGAGGCAGGUGUGGAGAGUGGAGAGGAGUUAACACGCUUGUUCGCACGCUAGUAGAGGAUCGCAUGAAGCUGUGGGUAAGGGAUGAACGUGAUCAUCAGCCUCGACGAGAUAUGGCAAUGAGGAAACACGUUGUGAGCGCGUGGAAAACACUUCACGGCUUUCCGUCAGGGUGGACCACACCGGUCCAACACGCCAUGAGGCAGACGGAGAAGACAUCGGGUCCUCGACUGGCGAGGAAAUACAUAUUGGACGCGAUCUUGGGCGCGUUGCACAAAAACAAAUAUCAAGGACUUGGGCCUCAAAUGAGGAGACACGUAGUGGGCGCGCAAGGAAAGGGCCACUUCCCGUCGGGGCGGGCCAUGAUGGCUCGAGACACCUCCUUGAGGCAGACGGGGAAGAGGCUGAAUCAGUGUCUCCACAGAUGAAGACAGCAUGCAGGUGUUCGUGGGGACCCUCGUGCACAGUAUUGGCGAGACGCACAUGCACAUACGGCAGGCAGCGGUGGGGGUCCUUGGGCGGGAGAUCAUCUUCGUGGAGGACGUAGAGAAGCUAAUGGAUAUGCAAACUGAAUAUAGUUUCCCGGACUCCUCCAUCGUCCAUCUCACAGCCAGCCAGUUUCUCAUGCCGGGGCUGGUCGACACGCACGUGCACGCAUCCCAGUUCCUCAACAACGGUCUCAAGAUGGAUCUGCCGUUGCUGGAGUGGCUGCAGAAGUACACCUUCCCUACCGAGGCCUCCUUCUCUGACGUCAAGGUGGCCCACGAGGUGUAUCCCCGCGUGGUGGAUCGGCUGUUACGCAGCGGCACCACGACCGCCUCCUACUUCGCCUCAGUCCAUUUACCGGCCACCAAAAUUCUGGCGGCGACGGUGGCGGACAAAGGCCAGCGCGCACUCGUCGGCAAAGUCAACAUGAUGGUUAAUUGUCCAGAAAACUGCCGUGAGAGCAGCUUGGAGGAAAGCUUACGUGAAACGGAGGAGUUGAUUCUUUACAUCAGGAAUCUUCAGUCGCCGCUCGUCCUCCCUGUUGUGACUCCACGCUUCGCUAUUACGUGCCCCGAGGAUCAGCUGAGGGGCCUGGGACAGCUGGCAGCCAAGUACAAGUGUCAUGUGCAGAGCCACCUCUGCGAGAGCCGCCCUGAGAUAGCCUUCGUCAAAGAGCUCUUCCCUAAAUUCCGCUCCUACACGCACCUCUACCACAACACAGGACUGCUGACGGACAAGACGAUCAUGGCUCACUGCGUAUGGAUGGAAGACGAGGAGCUGCGGCUGCUGAAGGAGGCGCAGGCGGGGGUGUCGCACUGCCCAAGCUCGAAUCUCAACAUCCAUUCUGGACACUGUGAUGUCAAGAGGCUGCUUGAACACGGCCUUAAGGUUGGCUUGGGCACCGACUGCUCUGGUGGGUACAAUCCUUCCAUCCUGGACGCGUUGCGGCGUGCCCUGCAGGUGUCAUGUUGCAAGGUCAUAGAGCAGCCCUCCCACCCCUCCCUCACCCUUGCCGAGGCCUUCCAUUUGGCCACUCUAGGGGGAGCUCAAGUGGCAGGCAUGGAUGAUCGAAUCGGGAACUUUGAGGUGGGGAAAGAGUUUGACGCAAUACUGGUGGAUGUUGAGGCUCUCGACUCGCCGCUGGACAUCUUCGCCAGGGAUGACAUGGAGGACAAAAUCCAGAAGUUCCUGUACAACGGCGAUGACCGCAACAUGGUGGAGGUGUACGUGGCUGGCCGGCGAGUAUGUUGCCGUUGAGAGGGCGUCGUGCUCGCGGUGCCCAGUGACUCGAACAGUCUGGUAUUCUCGGACCCUUUUGAUUCUCAAAAUAUUUUUUUCUAACGUCCUCAAAGGAAAUUAGUCUGAUUCUCAUUAGUAUUUUUCACAGUUAUGGUGCAAAUCCGGGUCAAACUAUCACUAAGCCCGUAAAACUCUCCAUGGAAAUACCCACAACCUCUACCAAAGCAUUAUCAAAAUUAAUGUGAAUGUGUAAGCCCCGAAAUAUUUGAGAGUAUGGGCCAGGCUCAGAAUAACAAUGAAUACCAAUGAGUAUAAUCCUGGUUCUUAUUGUAUAAGUUUUUUUUUUUUUAUAUAUAGGUGUGUCAUCAACAAAUAUUUUGAUUUAUAUGUUACUCUUUAUAUAAAUAACACUUACAAAACAUUCUUAGGUCCGAACUGCCAUUAUGAUCACAUUCUUAUUAAAACUUAUUAAGAGAGAGAGAGAGAGAGAGAGAGAGAGAGAGAGAGAGAGAGAGAGAGAGAGAGAGAGAGAGAGAGAGAGAGAGAGAA
This is a messenger RNA of Eriocheir sinensis (Chinese mitten crab), 2695 nucleotides long. It is a transcript of the gene DhpD, whose product is annotated as guanine deaminase-like. The record is from RefSeq and is a predicted model, not a curated record. The transcript has 10 exons. Gene Ontology annotation, molecular function: zinc ion binding; guanine deaminase activity. Lineage: Eukaryota; Metazoa; Arthropoda; Malacostraca; Decapoda; Varunidae. Gene Ontology annotation, cellular component: cytosol. Gene Ontology annotation, biological process: guanine catabolic process. The coding region runs from base 857 to 2164 and encodes 435 amino acids.